CCUGCCUGUGUUUACUUUGAGAGACGAUAGUGUUGUUGAAGUACAAGGUGAACCUACCAGAGUUCAUAAGGCAGUUGAAAUUAUUGCAGUUCAUUUGCGUAAGUUCUUGGUUGACCGCAGUCCGCAGCAUAGUUGGAGUAUUUAAAACAGAGGCAAGUCCUUUUACCUCCCCCUCAUUUUCUUUCCACGAAGCUAAAAGGUGCGAAUGCAAAGACCAAAAGGUAGCUAUGAAGUUUCUUUUACAAUUUUACAAUGUCUUGGACCUUUUCUAAAUGUAUAUUGUUUGUGAUACAGCAAUUUUAUAUGUUGUUUCGAAGUUACACAUGCACCAACCAUCUUUGCUAACAAUUCUGUUGUCUUUUUUUUUCACUGUCAAAUGCAAAUGCCAAAUGUUUGAGUCAACUACAAUGCACCCCCACGCCAACCUUGGCUUCCUCCUCCUCAAGGGUUUCCAGCUCCUGGUGGCGGUGGCCUGCUUUUGCACCCCCUAGUCAGCAAUAUAUGCCACCAUCAAUUCCCUAUGAUAAUUAUUACCCAACAGCCGACCUGCCUCCUAUGGACAAACAAUUCCAUCAGGCUGCACUAUCUGUUUAUGGCAGGGAUCCUUCCGCUGGAAUUCAUCCACCAAGUGCACAACCACAACAAUCUGCUGAAACUAAGGUUACGCAGCACAUACAAAUUCCUCUAUCAUAUGCAGAUGCUAUUAUUGGAGCAUCAAGUGCAAAUAUCAGUUACAUUCGUCGUGCUAGAGGAGCAAGUGUUACGGUUAGGAGAGAAGGGAUGUGCCAGGGGAGAUGACUGUUGAAAUAAGUGGGACUACAUCAGAGAUACAGGCAGCCCAACAUUGUUGUUAUUUUUGUAAAACUUGUGGGAUUGAAUUUUUGAUUUGUUUAAAUAUGAUGUUAUU
Arachis duranensis is the source of this 907-nucleotide messenger RNA. RefSeq names its product flowering locus K homology domain-like. Gene Ontology annotation, molecular function: RNA binding. NCBI's taxonomy places the organism in Eukaryota, Viridiplantae, Streptophyta, Magnoliopsida, Fabales, Fabaceae. The transcript has 2 exons. The coding region runs from base 502 to 798 and encodes 98 amino acids. The record is from RefSeq and is a predicted model, not a curated record.